Molecule: messenger RNA, 1514 nt
Organism: Solea solea (common sole)
Lineage: Eukaryota; Metazoa; Chordata; Actinopteri; Pleuronectiformes; Soleidae
Exons: 3
Coding region: 846-1442 (198 amino acids)
Source: RefSeq, a predicted model, not a curated record
AUUGUCCCAUACCAAACUCCAUAGAGAAAAUCUGUGUUUUUAGCUCGCGGGGACACAGGUGCUACUAGUCCACUGCUGCCUCGUGUGGUCAGUUUGUGCCACUGAGGUAAAUCUGAUUUGGUUAAAUCUGUUUGUGGUUAAAAUAAGUAAAAUAAGUAAAUAAGUAAAAAGGAAAGUCCAAACAGACAUUUUGAAGCUUAGGUGUUAAAGGGUUAAUGUUCCCGUUAGAAAAGGCCGUCUAACUGUAAAAUAAAUUGGUGAACAUAAUAAGACAUCGUAGACUUAAGCUGACCUCAAUUUUUUUAGUCAUUCUCUUGUUAAGUGGAUAAAAUCUCUUUAUUUUUACAGUUGUGUUACUGCACAGUAGGUUUGUGUGUGUAAGCAGACACUCGCUUCCAUAGCAACCACAGCUAUUAGCAGUCAGUGUGUGUGUGUGGUACAGGUGACACACACUGUUGUGUCGGUAUUAACUUGCCCUAAAGCAAAAUAAACAAAUGAAUGACUGAUCCAUGAAAAUUGAAGAGAUUAAACAUGUGCCAGUGAAAAGGUAGAGGCAGAAAAGAAGGAGUGUGUGUGUUUUGUGCGUAUGUGUGUGUGUGUGUGGUACAAGUGACACACACUGUUGUGUCGGUGUUAACUUGCCCUAAAGCAAAAUAUACAAACGAUUGACUGAUCCAUGAAAAUUAAAGAGAUCAAACGUGACAGUAAAAAAGCAGAGUAAAGACGGAGUGUGUGUGUGAAAGAGUAAAGUUUAAAGAAUGGUGGAGGAUUAUCAGGUUUUUCUCUGAUGAAACUCUGAACCACAAACUGACUGAUCUGCUCCGACUUAAAGUCACAGUCUAGACAUGGAUCCAUCUCUUCCUUCGUCUCUUCCUCCUCCCUCCUCUUCAGUUUUUUUUAAAUCCCUCCAUCCUCCCUACACUCUCUCUAUCGCUCUCUCCUUCAUUUGUCCGUCUCCGUCUGAAGACAUGUCCGCAGCACUGUGCGUCCCCCUGCUCGUCUUUGUGGCGCUGACUCAUGCUCGCUCCGUCUUCACUGGACCAGAGUUUGAGAUUCCAGAGAUUGAUGGUUCCGCGGUGGACGACAUCUGCGGGAUUUUCUCCGGCCGUAGCCCUGACCACGCCCCUGACCCCGCUCCUGUCCCUGCCGCUAUCACCACCACAACAAUGAAAGCAGCCACACCCCCACCCCCACCCCCACCAGUCACCAGAAAGCCGCCACUGAAGAAACCACCACCAAUCAGGCCUCAGCCAGCGGCAGCACAACCAAUCACAAACAGCCAUUCCAACAGUGCAGCCCGCCUCCUGCACUACCUCCUGACCAGCAGAGGGCAUACUGGUGCCAGAUUCAGCAGCUUCGUAUCUCGGCCAAUAAGAGGGCAGCGUCAUGGUGGACGAAGUGUGGGUUCGUCUUCGGAGGAGGACUCCAGUGAAGAGUCUUGAUGACAUCAUCUUAUUACGUUUUGUUUUUUUGUUGUACUUUUUUAUGGUUUGAUGUUGUUGUUUUGUUGUUUA